This is a messenger RNA of Pogona vitticeps (central bearded dragon), 3979 nucleotides long. RefSeq names its product nucleoporin 58 (gene NUP58). Lineage: Eukaryota; Metazoa; Chordata; Lepidosauria; Squamata; Agamidae. Gene Ontology annotation, cellular component: nuclear pore. Gene Ontology annotation, biological process: nucleocytoplasmic transport. Gene Ontology annotation, molecular function: structural constituent of nuclear pore. The record is from RefSeq and is a predicted model, not a curated record.
CCUUUUACUUUGGAGUCACUAGAGCUGCGCCUCCGACUGAGGUGUUCGAGCGGCUGGAUCUUCCCGCCAUUUGAACUUCCCGCCUGGGAGGAUUGCGAGUUUCGUCGUCGUGGCUGUAAGAAAGGGCCCCGGUUCGGGUCGGCUGUCUUUUCCGAAGGGGUCAGCCUAGCGAAGCCAAGGGCUGUGUUUUCCGAGUCUUCCCGCCGCCGCCGCCGCCAUGUCGGCGGGCUUCUCUUUCGGAGCGGCGACGUUGCCUUCGGCCACCGCUGCGGCUGCCGGGACUGGAGGGGGUGGCGGCGGCGGGGGCUUCUCCUUCGGGGCCACUCCGAGCUCAACUGGAGGGCUUAACUUUGGGACACUGGGCUCCACAGCUACUGCAACCACAACUACUCCUUCUGUAGGCUUUGGAACUGGACUUUUUGGCUCAAAACCUACCACUGGCUUCACACUAGGAGGGACUAAUACGGGAACAGCUACAAGUAUAGGAUUACUUGGAACACCUGCAACUACAUCUGCCUCUACCACAGGCCUUAGUUUAGCAUUCAACAAGCCUGCAGGAUCAGCCACACCAUUUGCUUUGCCAAUAACUUCCACAUCUUCUGGACUCUCUCUUUCUUCUGCCCUCACAUCAACUCCAGCAGCAGGAUCUACUGGAUUUACAUUAAACUUGGGAGGCACAGUUGCGCCAACCACAAGUGUAUCCACAGGACUUUCUCUGGGAGGAGCUUUGGCUGGCUUAGGAGGGACACUGUUUCCAAAUGCAAGCACAUCUGCAACAGGGCUUGGGCAGAAUGCUUUUGGUUUAGCUCUUGGGACAACUGCAGCACCUGCUGCUACAAUCAGUGAAGGCCUUGGAGGCAUAGACUUCAGUAGUUCUGCAGAUAAAAAAAAUGAUAAAACAGGAACAAGACCAGAGGAUAGUAAAGCACUAAAAGAUGAAAACCUACCUCCAGUUAUCUGCCAAGAUGUAGAAAACCUCCAGAAGUUUGUAAAAGAACAAAAACAGGUUCAAGAGGAAAUCAGUCGAAUGUCUUCCAAAGCAAUGCUUAAGGUGCAGGAAGAUAUCAAAGCUUUGAAGCAACUUUUAUCAGUGGUUGCCAGUGGAUUGCAAAGAAACACUCUUAACAUUGAUAAACUGAAAGUGGAAACUGCUCAGGAACUUAAAAAUGCUGAAAUCGCAUUAAGAACACAGAAAACUCCUCCUGGCCUUCAGCAUGAAAAUACAGCACCUGCAGACUACUUCAGAGCCUUGAUAGAACAGUUUGAAGUACAACUGCAGCAGUACAGACAACAGAUUGAAGAACUAGAAAAUCAUCUUGCUACGCAGGCAAACAAUUCACAUAUAACUCCACAAGAUCUGUCCAUGGCUAUGCAGAAAAUUUACCAAACAUUUGUAGCUCUUGCUGCACAGCUUCAAUCAAUACAUGAAAAUGUGAAGAUGCUCAAAGACCAAUAUCUUGGUUAUAGAAAAACCUUUCUGGGGGAUGCCAUGGAUAUAUUUGAGGCUAGACGAAUAGAAGCGAAGAAGUGGCAGACUGCUCCACGGGUUACAACUGGACCUACACCUUUCAGCAACAUACCAAAUGCAGCAGCCGUUGCCAUGGCUGCAACACUUACACAGCAGCAACAGCCUGCUACAGGGCCACAGCCGACUCUGGGAAUUAGUUUUGGAACGCCAUUCGGUUCAGGUAUUGGCACUGGCUUGCAAUCAAGUGGCUUAGGCUCUUCAGGCCUUGGAGGAUUUGGAAGUAGCUCUGCUUUUGGAAGCACUGCCACAGGUGCACCAUCGUUUGGAUUUGGAGCUACAAAUAAGCCUUCAGGAAGCCUUAGUGCAGGCUUCGGCAGUUCGAGUACUUCUGGGUUUAACUUCAGCAACCCUGGCAUCACAGCAUCUGCUGGCCUGACAUUUGGGGUGUCCAAUCCGGCAUCUGCAGGCUUUGGCACAGGAGGACAACUUCUCCAGCUGAAGAAACCUCCCGCUGGAAACAAAAGGGGGAAAAGAUAAAAUAUGAACGAGGCAGCCGGCUGGGUGGAGGAAAGUUAGGGUCGGAGAAAAAUGAUGCAUCCAGUUAGCUGGUCCUGAAAUAAUCUAUUUUUUUAAGCGGAUUCUCUGUGUCCUUGAAGGUUUAUAACAUUUUGCUACUCCUUUGCAUUCUGGUUUAUGAAGUGUAAUUGUAACAAACAGCUAUUUUUUUGCAAAUAAGGUUCACAUAAGAACUUUUUUUUGUCUUUUAGAUAUGUAUUUCAUUAUUAAGGACUCUGUAAAUCCAUUUAUUUAACAUAAUGUUAGCAACAGGAUAUUUUUGUCAACAUGCUAAAAACCUUAUAGAGAGAUGCAUAUUUGGUUUCUUUGUACAAAUAAAGUAUAUUCUAGUACAAAUGAUUGAAUUCAUAUCUUCUGUUUCUUGAUAUGACCUCUUUAAAACUUAGGAUCAUUUUGUGUAUAUGUAUGUAAAUAUAUACAGUACAAAUGCACACUUGUGUACAUAUAAUACAUUGCAAAAUUAGUCUCAUAAGACAGAAUGUUUUCCCAUUUACAUUUGGUUAACCCCUUCAACAUAAUGUUAACAUAGCAAAGACCAAUUGCGACAUUUACUAAUACCCAUAGGACACUUGUUUGGUAUGUACUUUUCAAUUUCUGUUUCCCUUUCAAUGCUGUAAAUGAAAUGGGUGUUCAUAAACAUUAUUUUAAGAUUCAUUUGAUUCAGAAUUGUCACUAUAUCUUUAGGUUACAGGGCUUCAGAAGGAUUUUUGAGAGGUGCUAGAUGAUUCUGAAGUAAACUGUCUGGGUAAACUGUUCCCACAAAUAAUCAGCUCAGGCAAUCUGUGCAACUUAAUACUGUAGUUCUUGGGGAUGAUACAGUUCCACAGUAGAGCAUGCUACAAUGCAGAAAUAGGUGCUUAUUUUUUUUAUCGGCACCAUUCCCCCACAUUCUGCUGUUCACAUGAGCAAGCUAGUAUACAUUUGCAUAAGGCAGGACUAUUUGGGAGAAGUUUCACUUCUCCCAUGGAAGAGAAACUGAGAUAUUCUGGCCUUCACCAGACCAUUUUAAAUGAAUAGAUAGCAUCUCUCUUUCUUGAGUUGAUGCUUAUCUAUCUUCAGGCAUAGUAAUUUAGCUGUGUGCUUGAGAACACAACUAUUCCACAUAAGAAUAGUAUGGAUCUCAUGUUAGGGUUCAGACUGCAGUAUCUUUGCUUGUUGAUUUGUACAGUAUUUCUGACUCACUGGCUGUUUAAAAACAAUAGCAACAGGAACAUUUAUUGCCUUAAAUGAGGAGCUAUAGUCAUAAUCCUUGAAUGUCUUUGCCAGGCCAGAUCCCAUUCAUUUCAGCAGGGCUUGAACCAAGCCACCUCUUCAUAAGUUAGCCUUUCUGACCAUUGCUGUGUGUGUAUGUUUGCAUUUAUGUCUACGUACAAAUAAUUUUGGUGAAGUCUAGCUUUUUUUUUUUACACUAUAUUUUGUAUAUAACUCAAGUUAAUUUUCAUCUACACACUUUCAGAUAAAAAACAGUACGCACAUAAUUUUUGAUUUUGAAGUUGGCUGCUUUCAGUUGUUGAGUUCUAUUUUUGUAAGUUACGGCUGUUUUGUCAAAUGCUAAAAAGUUAUCUGGCAGAUAAGUGAGUCUUGAAUGUGACAGGUUCAAAAGUAAGGGAAAUAGUGCAGUUUUUUUUCACCUUUGUACACAUGUAUUAAUGGCAUCUGAAGUAUAAGCACUUUUUUUAAAAGAAGCUUUUAAACUUGUCAGGAAUAAGGGAAGCUUAAAACAUUUUCUGACCACAGGUUUUUUAAAAUUUCUGUUGGGCUUCAGUUAACAAAUCUGAUAUAUGUAUGUUAUUGCUUUUUAGAGGAUUGAAAUGUUGAACCACUAAAUUUCCUUGGUGUACAUAGUCUGAGCCUAUUUUUUAAAACUGUGUUGCUGUCUUUGUCCUUAUGUGCAGCAUUUGUUCUUCCAAUAAUAAAAUUGUUUGAAGUGAGUCA